CAACGGGGCCGGCCUCGGAGAUGCUCCGCGUCCGAGCCGGUAUCCAAGCAACAGGAGUCUGGACCCGACAGGACUCUUCACUGCGGACAUGGCCCGUUACAAGAAAUACAUCGAGAUAGUGAUUCAACAGCUGAACAAAUUCAAGCCCGAAAGCGACAGCGUGGACCAGAUCCUGGAGGAGACAAGUGCCAUUUUGCAGACACGCAGCGUCCCUGACGAAAAGUUUAUUCUGCAAGUUCUCUGUGGAUGUCUCGAGUAUAAACCGCUAUUGGAUGUCGUGGUCAACGCAUUCUUCGCUCGGGUUGGGAAGCACUGCUUGGUGUCGGAUCACAACCUCUACCUGGUUGUUUGCUGCCUGUCCACUUUCCACCUGGAGGAGCUGGGACUUCAGCACUUCAGCAAGAUCAUCAAGUCGCUGGAUCCUGCCAAAAUGCAUAAGUUUCUUAGGUUCUUUUUCGAUGUCGGGAACUUGAACACAUGGAUCAAGGAUGAAUGGAGUCAGAUAUAUGACUUCAUGUUUGUAAAACAGCACUGGAUUGAUCCAUUGUUAAAAUGGCAACCAAAGGUCCAACAACUAAUUAACUACCUGGACGACGUAUUAGCUAAUCGCCAUAUGUCGCCGAAGACCUCAAAGGUAACAAAGCCCAAAGAAUUUAAUUUGACAGUCCCGAGGCCCCGGGGUUUACCCGUCCCUCAGCCAAUCCCUCAGCAGGAAAAGCCUCGUCCGGUCCCUCCGAGCACGUACAAGCGACCCAAGGAAAUGCAGCUACUGGAAGAAAAGAAGUUUAAAAACCGCCGCGAGGCCGAGGAACGACUCCUCAGGGCAAACACUGAGCAGUUCCAGAAUACCGCCCUGAAGCCCAAAGACAGGGAUGGAUCAGUAGCAUCAUCAAGGAUUAAAACCUCUGUCAUGGAAAAGAAAAGAAAGGCAUGUAAACCGGUUUUCUCCACAAGGAAGGCAUCAGAAGAACCUGUUCCCAAGCCGGACAACCCGCCCAUCAGACUGAAUGCAGCCUCCAUCCUGAGGGAAGGAGCACUCUACCAGCGGAAGGCCCAGGAAGAGCUGAGGAGGGUCAAUGAACUGGCCCAGGGGAGCGGCGACUUCUCUGAAUUCCUAGAGUGGCAAAAGCAGAUGCGGGGGAAGGAUUUAGAGCAGGAGCUGGCGGAGCAGGAAUACCGGAAACUGCGCGGGAAGCUCAGCUACGAAGAGGCCAUCUUAGCCCACCAAAACCAAAUCCAGGAGAACAAAAAGAAGGCUGACCGGAAGAAGGAGGAGACGGCCGUGAUGAUGCGCCGGUGGGCAGAGAGGCGGCUGCAGGAGGAAAAGGAAAUGCGAGAGCUGGUGGAGCAGGUCAUGGAGGGGCACAAAAACACAAGGCAGGCCCAGACGAAGCUCCAGAAAUGCAAACGGCAAAUAGUUGAAGAAGUAGCCGAGGAGAGCAGGAAGCUUCUCUGCCAGGGCCGGGAGCAGGCCCAAGAGGACCUCAACCGGAGAUUCCAACUGAUUCAUCAGAUCCGAGCUCUGGAGUCUCUCCCGGCGAUGAGGAACAAGUGUGUCGAUCUGACCCAGACUCCCGGCUACGGCUUCCACGGAGAAAUGUCAAUAGUGGAGCUGCGUGAGCGACUGAUCUUGCUGAGGGAAGCCCAGAAAAGAAUAGAAGAAGACAAGAGGGACCACAUCAUACAAGAAAAACUAGCAAAGGAGCAGCUGCUUCUGGACAAACUGGAACAAAUUUGUCUGGCCCGAGAAGUCGCUGGGAGAACAGCAGCACUUAAGCACGAAGAAAAGAAAGUAAAGCCCUGGGUAGCCAAAGCCUCUCGGCCUGACGAGCGCCUGUUGGAUUUACAGAGAAAGAUUGCGGAGAAAUCCCUGGAGCGUAAAAAACAAACCAAAGCCCAAAAAGUGGCCAAGCCCACGGGAGAGAGCACAGUUUUGAGAAGAUGCAGUGAGAAACACCAACGUUGUCCAGAGGAGAGACACUGGCGAGAAAUCCAAGAGAAUCGUCAGAGGCUCCUGAGGACCCUCCAGGGCCACCCACCUUCUCCAGAGCGAGCGGCAAAACGUGCUGCGGGCCUGGCAGCGAUGGCCUGAAUCCCGGAGACUCCCCUGGGAACACUGGGAAUCCUGCCAUGAACAGAGCUGUGGGGUUGGACUUGGCCGAGGCCCACCACCCAGGAGGAUGGGCUGAGGGGAAAACCGUUUAGGGGCUGGGGGAGUUGGACACUGGGGCCCACGGGUAGGGGGGAAAUAGGAGGGAGGGAAAUGCUGCGUGUUGUUCAUGACAUUCCUUACACCGGAUUUCUCCCUGCAGGCAGUUCAUCCGGUGAAUAAAGAACAAA
Molecule: messenger RNA, 2340 nt
Organism: Tachyglossus aculeatus (Australian echidna)
Lineage: Eukaryota; Metazoa; Chordata; Mammalia; Monotremata; Tachyglossidae
Gene: CFAP99
Product: cilia and flagella associated protein 99
Exons: 16
Coding region: 89-2092 (667 amino acids)
Source: RefSeq, a predicted model, not a curated record